AUGAUUACAAAGUUCUUUACAAAAGUUGUUGUGAAGUUCAACCCAUUCGGAAAGGAGGCAAAAACAGCUAGACUUUUUCUUAGCUCGAUCCCACCAACUCAAAGGGUAGGUGGCACUUCGAUACAGAACGUAAUACUAUCUGGAAAUUCCACUGAAAAACCCGUUGUCAAGGUUUUUUUCAAAGAUAAGUCUGAAAUGGAGAUAGAUCCCAGCACAGUCACAUUCAAAGAGAUAGGGAACUUUUUUGAUCGUCAUUCGAGGAAGUUACACUUGAAAGAAAGUAUCGAGUCCCAAUAA
Lachancea fermentati is the source of this 297-nucleotide messenger RNA. NCBI's taxonomy places the organism in Eukaryota, Fungi, Ascomycota, Saccharomycetes, Saccharomycetales, Saccharomycetaceae. The record is from the annotation of a GenBank genome assembly.